Acaulospora morrowiae is the source of this 1161-nucleotide messenger RNA. The record is from the annotation of a GenBank genome assembly. Lineage: Eukaryota; Fungi; Glomeromycota; Glomeromycetes; Diversisporales; Acaulosporaceae.
AUGAAUGGACAAGAUUUAAACCCUAAAUUUUCGAUUGCUUGUUCAUUUUCUAGAAAGUCCGCUGUAAAAAAACGAGUUUCUUUAAAUGAUUUUAACAUUCCGCAAGACAUUCCACAUGACUUUUUGAAGGACCAUUUCCUACAAGAUUUAUUAUACUUUUUCAUCUCUCAAUGUAACCUCCAAGAACUACCGAAAUAUGUGGCCUUGGAAGUUAACCAUUAUCUUAAACAACACUCGGCAAAUCCCAUUAAAGUAUUCUACAAACUACUUCGUCAAUCGAAGCACAACUUAUUAUACAUUUCUGGCCUGAUUGGUUUUUGUUAUGAAUUCGGAAUUGGCUCGGUGAUUGAUCAUCAGAUGGCAUUCGAGUAUUACUCGUAUUCUGAGAAUCUUAAGAUGAUUCUUGACAACAACGCUAAAUUAAAAAUCAAAUGCAAAAACGACAAAUUCAAAGAACAAUCGCCAGGUGGUAGCUACUUCAUAAUUCAACAAAAUUAUUUUAUAAGUCAAGUCUCACUUGCAUUAAUGUAUCAAAAUGGUUGUUACGUUUCGGAAAACAAAUAUCUUGGUUUCCAGAUUUUUACCAAACUCGCUUCUGAAAAGUCGGUGUUGGCUGAAACAUGGAAUUAUGUGGGUGAUUGUUAUCUGAAUAUUGUAAUACCUGUAAAUGAGAUAGACACGGAGGACAUUGGUGAGUUAGGUACUGACAUUAGUGAUCUGGGUGUAAGUACGAACGGGUUAGAUGAGGGCAUAGAUGAGAUAGACUUGAACAAAAUAAAUGCGGAUAUGGCUAUAGCAUCUGUAGAUCGCACAAGCGAGAGAGAAGCAGAAUCGUCAAAGCGUUAUGCAAAAUCUCUUGAAUAUUUCUCAAGAUCUGCAUCCAAAGAAUAUCCAGAGAGUACAUUUAAUGUUGGCUAUUGUCAUAUCUAUGGGUUUGGCACCGAACAAAAUGAUCAUCUUGCUUUCCAAUAUUUCUUGAAGUCGGCUGAAUUUGGGUUUGAGCUGGGACAACAUCAAGUGGGGCUGUGUUAUUUAAAUGGUAUGGGAACAGGUGAGAAUUUGGGUAAAGCGAUUUAUUGGCUAUUGAAGGCAAAGAAUAAUGGGUGCACCAAUGUGGAAGGUUUGUUAACUAUGAUUAUUAAUAGACUGGAUUACAUGUGA